Messenger RNA from Nematostella vectensis (starlet sea anemone), 3560 nucleotides. RefSeq names its product von Willebrand factor D and EGF domain-containing protein. The transcript has 10 exons. Lineage: Eukaryota; Metazoa; Cnidaria; Anthozoa; Actiniaria; Edwardsiidae. The record is from RefSeq and is a predicted model, not a curated record. The coding region runs from base 278 to 1990 and encodes 570 amino acids. Gene Ontology annotation, molecular function: calcium ion binding.
AUUUUCAUUUUGUCGAUAAGCUAAAAGUAUUUUAUGUCAUUGUCAGAUUACGGGUGUCACAGAUUUUGCCCUCUCAGCCCUUGAAUCGUUGAAGGGUCAAUGCCUAGAUGAAGCGUACAACAACGUCACCCUCUACACCAAGGACUCUAACGGCAACCCAUUAGAGCCUCCCUCAGAUAUAGUAGAAAACCUGUGUCCUAACGAGUGCAGUAACCGUGGAAACUGUUCAAACAGCACUUGUAUAUGCGAAGAGGGGUUUACUUUAUCAGACUGCUCCAUGCCUAUAAAUGCAGUACCAGAACUUCUUGGAGUGAACGAGGUAGGCCUGUGCGAUGUUCGAGAAGAGUCUUGCAACAACACAAGAAUUAUUGGUGAUGGCUUCAUAGCCUCGGAGAACCUCACAUGUCAUGCUACUGAGUUUAAGGUGUUUGGCAAUAAUUGGUCACCAAACGCUGAACAGUUUGAGCUCCCGGGAGAACAGUUUGAUCUAUAUGUGGUAAGAUGUGACUUACCAAGCCCACCUACGAAGAUAGGGGACAUGGAUAACCCUGGGACUCCGGCAGGAGGCUUGAGAAUCAGAAUAUCGAACAACAAGCUCGAUACGAGCCGAGAGCAGAAGACAUUUGUCUCUUAUGAUUCCGUGUGCAUUAAGUGCAACAAGACUGGAUCAUGCGGACUCAGGGCUGACUCGUGCAUUAUAAAUGGUCAUUGCUUUGCAAACGAGGAACCAAAUCCUAAAGAUUGGUGCCAACAGUGCUUUCCUACGACCAGUCAAUUCACAUGGAAUCGUCGAAGGGUCAACUCCAAUCCCAUUUUCACCACACCACCAGUCCAGUUUGCUUUAGUGGACGAGAUGCUGGUUCUACAUAUACAUGCCCGGGACCCAGAGAAUCGUACAGUGACCUAUUCCAUUAGAAGUACCGACGCGCAGGGAUACUCGUUCACCUUAGACGGACAACUGAAUUAUACCAUGACUUCCCUCAGCAAGACCUUCACAUUUGUAGCAACAGAUGAAUGUAACGCCAGUGACACGAUGACCCUCAACUUAAGAGUGAUGGAGUGUCCGUGCAGAAACCGGGGUAGCUGUUAUCCCCACCCUUACUACCCACGGGGAUCUGGCCAGUACGAGUGCGCCUGCCCUGUAGGGUUUAAUGGAAGUCGAUGUGAAGUGAACAUUAAUGACUGCGAAUCUAACACUUGUGUUAACGGCACAUGUCUUGAUGGUGUGGCUAACUACACUUGCCUGUGCGACGUUGGCUUCAAGGGCCAGCUGUGCAAUGAGAAGGUCUCAAACUGUUCUGACGACGCUUGUUACCCUGGAGUCAACUGUACCGAUAUAUCAGGCUGUAUCGCAUGUGGUCCGUGUCCUGUUGGGCUUACUGGAAAUGGAAAGUCGUGCGUUACUCCAACUACAACCAGACGUCCAACCACAACCAAACCGUCGACAUCACAGUCAACCUCCAAAGCGAUUUCUACGAGAAAGCAACAAGAAUCGACCUUUAAGGAUCAGACUACAACUCCUACCUCAGAGCCCAACUCGAUUGUACCACGGCCAGCAAAAGACAAUCCACAAAAGACAUCUAAGACCAAAGUGAUAGUGAUUGCUGUUUCUGGGUCGGUCGCAGCGGUUAUCAUCAUUACCGCUGCCUCUCUGUUAUGCCGGCGCAAGUAUGUGUACCACGUGAAAAAGAGAACGCAAGUUCAUGAUUCCCAAGAAAUAAAGCAGGCCGAUCGUCACGCAUAUGAAAAUCCGGACUACCAAGAAAUAACCGAGCACACGUAUGAAAGAGCCAACAAGGUCUCCACAGCCGCCUACGAGAACAUCGCGCUUGACACUGUGCCAAAUUUUGAUGUCCCGGAUAAGGGCGUCGACCCGCACCAGGAGCUCAAAGCCUUAAAGGAGACGUAUCAGCCACUCGAGCACAAACCUGUGCUGCCGCCCAUCCCAAGUAAGAACCCGGAGAAACCCCACGAAAAUGACUAUGAAUAGGUUGAAAAGGUUUACGAUAAAGCCUUCAAGAGCUAGCUAAACCAGGUAAGUGUAAGGAGAUGGAAUGGCAACUGCAUAAAUCAAACGAUUUCACCCAUUCUAUGUUCGUUUCGCUUCGUUAAUUAGAGUUUUCGAAAAUGUUUUAGAUUUUUGUGCAUUGCUCGUUGAAGGUUGUUAUUUUACACAGAUAACAAAAUAGGUCGAUGGCAAUAUACCUGAAGCUUCUACAUCUAAAAAAUGGGUUUGCUAGAGUUAGUUUUCACGGCAGAAUAUGUACCGCUGCUUGUAGUGUGAGUUUCCCUUCGAUAGACUUUGUUGUUGUGCGGCCGGGCCCUACAGAGCAUCAAAAUCUGUUUAUUGCUCGUUGAAUUUCGAUAUUCUACACACAAAUAACAAAAUAGGACGAUGCGAACGAUCUGAAAAUCGAGGCUUGCUAGAGAUAGUGUUCACGGCAAAAUGUGUACCGAUGCUUGUAAUGAAAGGCACAAAACAAACAUUUCAAACAGCGGUAGCAAAUCAGAUUGCGCCAUUCGCCUUUAAUACAUUCAGUAGCGAUUCCAUCUACUUACCCUUCCCUUGCUAAACUAAGUAGAGCUACACGUUUGUUAGGAAUUGUAGAGAUCACUUGCGUGAUUGAUAAUACCUUGGGAUGGCUCUUUUGUUCUGUUUUGUUAAUCAGCUUAUUUCAUUUACAAAAUAAAAAACACGAACCGUAAUAAAACAAACGGAAAUAGAGGAAAUAGACGAGAAAAGACAAUAUAGUAUCCUAAAAAAUAUUAUAUCCCUUCACUAGGCCAGCAUAACAAAACAGAAUGAAUCAAAUCGCAGGUGUUUAAAGUGGGCGCAAGAUCGGAUCUUUUAAAUGUGAUAUAUUUUUUUUCAUAUAAUAGUGUGUUUUCCUGAUAUACCAACUCUCUUUAUAACGCGUGCCUUUAUGUAUAAACCAUUAAAAAAAAACAAGUGCAAAUAGUGCAUAGCAAAUGGAAAAUAGAAGUUAAGGACCAACUACGGAUUAUGGCUUAUUAUAUGCAGUAAACUAAUCCAUGAUAAUUUUCUAUGCACAACUGCCACUCGCAAUUAAAAUGCAUUUUUGAAAUACAAAAAAAAACUAUAUAUCGCAUAUAUCACAUUAAAUAUUUUUGGUUUGUAGUGCUAGAGACGCCAAGCUCGUGCUGAUUUCCUAGCAUAACGGCUUGCAUGACAGGUUUUGUGUGUGUGAUUGAAAAUACAAUCAAAUUUACUGGUUGCUCAGAAAAAUUCUCGAUUUACGGCUGAUCUAUAGCAAUCUGAUCCAGAUUUGGCCAAAUGGAAUCGGCUACAAUGAAGCAAUCGAUAUAUUUACCUAGACAUUUUGAUUUUUUAAACUUGUUAUACUGCUUAAGCAUGUAUUCUUUUUUUGUGUGUGCAUGUGUGUAACUUACGGCUUGUGUGAGCUUGUAAUCCACAUCAGUCACCUAUAUUAAUUCUUGCUCUUAAUAUGCAAUGAUUUGAUACAGUGUGAUGUGAUGUGAUCUGAUUUGUGAAAUGAUUCCAGCACCAAUCUGAAGAAAUAAACAACUAUUUGAUACUA